Messenger RNA from Trichoderma aggressivum f. europaeum, 4017 nucleotides. RefSeq lists its product as uncharacterized. The coding region runs from base 1 to 4017 and encodes 1338 amino acids. Gene Ontology annotation, molecular function: ATP hydrolysis activity; ATP binding. The record is from RefSeq and is a predicted model, not a curated record. NCBI's taxonomy places the organism in Eukaryota, Fungi, Ascomycota, Sordariomycetes, Hypocreales, Hypocreaceae. The transcript is spliced from 6 exons.
AUGACUCUAAACGGCCCUCUCUCAGAGGCCGAUGAGUCAAAGACUGUCGAUACUGCCUCGACCAUGACUUCGACUCUGUUGGCCUCAAGUCAAGGUGAUGAAACUCAUGAUGGGAAUGCUGGCCCUGGUGAACUUGGCACUGUAGCCGAAGAUGAUGGCAAGCCUGCCGCGCAAGGAGUUGCUAGAUUCGUCGACGAUAUCGAGACUCUAAAGAGGAAGAUUCUCGAACUUGAACAACAAGCUAAAGCCGCUUCAUCGACAAAGACUGAACAAGAAAAUUCGCCAUCAGAAAUAGAAACCGAAAGAGAGCAAUACAAACGAAUGGAAGCUUGCCUUUAUAAGCACCGAAAGGAAUGGGAGGUGAAUGGAGGGCCUGGACAAUGGAACUUGUGGUCAUACAACGACUAUUUUAGCAGCGGAAGAAUGGAGCGCCGCUGGCAUCUUAACAACGAUGAACUUUACGAACGACCAGAUCCUUUCAAUCUAUCUCAUGACUGCGAGGAUAAAAAAGGUGAUUCGAAGGCUGAUGCCUAUAAAGAGUAUGACCGCGAUAUCGAUUAUGGGUAUCGCCGUGAGCGGCUCCGUAAGAACUUUGAAUGGGACAUGGAUCGCCUCUACCUAGUAGAAGAGUCAGAAAAACGAAAGAGACAGCAAGCCCCGAUAGACGCCAAACUUGAGAAUGCUCAGAACGCUGCACCCGGCAAAGACGCAGAGCGGGUCUUUGCAGAGCCGAAGCUCACUCGGGUGAGCUGGGCGGCAUUCAAAGGCAUGGAAUCAACGACGGAGGAACUAUCAUGCGCCAUUGAUAUUCUCAUAGGCGAUCCUGUUAUCGAUGAUGAUGCCAGAGAUCACCGGCGAUGGUAUGGCUAUUCGAAUUGGCAACCGCGCAAGGCGGAAAUUGCUCGGGAUGGCAAGAUGCACGAAACGAAUGAAGAUGGUCAAGGGGCCCUACCUGAGAGAAUACGAAUCCACUCAACUAUCCUUCGUCAUAUCCUUGCCACUAUUCUCGUCCCAAACGGGGGCGAGGUAUUGAUUAACUCAGGGUAUCCUUCGAUAGUCUUUGUUAGACCUUUCAAGGCCCUCUUCUUUUGCAAGCCCGCGCUACUUGACUGGUACACAGCACUUAAAAAGAAGCUAGAGGAAGAGAAGAAUAAACCAGCCGUCACAGAAGUGUCGAAUAUUGAGGGUGAUGCUGGUACUGGUAAACCAGAAAACGACCCCGGUUCGGUAUCGGUUGUACAGGAUUCCACAGUCGGAAAGCCUAUUGCAGAAGAACCCACGACUGAAAAGCUAGUGGAACAGACUGAAGAAAGAAUUGAAGACAGUGCCAAGGAAGAAGCGAACACAAAAGAAGAGAAGGUAGAGGCCGGGGAAACAGAAAAAGAGAAUACCGAGGAAGAAAAAGCUGAAGAAAAAGAGACAGAGGGAAAAAAAGCAGAAGAUGACGAGGACGAGGACGCAAAACUUGACAACUUCACAAAAUCGCCGGCUGCACUGGAGCAUAUAAGUUGUCUUUUAGAGUUCAUCGACUCAGACGUUUCCAAGAGGUUUUCCCGUCUCCAGGAACCUGAUUGUCGCAAGGUAUUCUUCUCAGAUCUUUGGUAUCUUUUCCGACCAGGCAUGGAAGUCAUUGGAAGUGAUGGCAAACAGGCAUACAGAGUCAUCAGCGUCGCUAGCGCAAAGCAUCGAGUUGCUGCACCCUGGGAGAGGUGGUAUAACAGCAUUACAGAUGACAAACGCAAGACGUCACCUUUCAGCAUCACUUGCAUCUAUAUCGACUUUGACGGGAAGAAUAUCGGUCCAGUAACUAAAGUCUUUGACUUCAAAAGAUUCGACGGUGAGAAGGACAUUACUUUACUAGAAGUUUAUCCGCUUCAAUUUCACCCUGUCAAGCAAUCCGACUUUGACGACUCGCUGUGGCCUGAAGUUGAACCUCUUCCGCCGAGCCAGAGGUAUAGACGAAAGCUGAUACAAAGGGGAGCCAUGUUUCUGGAAGUUGCUGCCGUCAAGCACAUGUACUACGCUGGGCCGACACUGGAAGUGCGCGAUGAUGUUGAAGGGCAAGUUGUUAUCGACUUUGAAACAGCCUUUUCGGUGGAAGACGAAACCCAGAAGCAGUGGAAGCCAAUAUUGCAGCCUCUAAUUGGGAAUCCUGCCGUGGAGGAAGAUGAAGAUGCGGCCGAUACUCGUUGCCGCGGACGCUGCUGCGAGGGCGACGUUGUAUACGACGACACUCAUAUAGAUGACCAGCAAAAAACCGAGUACCUUAACGGUCUUUUACCUAAGAUGACAGCUUUGAACGAGCAACCUUCUCUCGCCCUUUUUCCACGGUCGUUGAAAGAGCUAAGGGCUGGCCCCGAGAAUGUCCCUUAUGCUUCAGAUGAGGAACUGGUCAUCAUGUCUUAUCGUGUGUUUGGCUUUGUUCUACGAAACCGAAAAUGGGCCAAAUUGGACCUCUCCUACAUGACCGCCAUACAUGCGCCAGAGGUAUCAGCUGUGUUGGCCGAUGAACAAGCACGCAACAGUAGUGGCAAUAAGAAGCCAAAAACCGCCUUUGAUCGGCUUGUGAUUGAGAAAGAGCACAGAUCCAUGAUUGUGUCACUUGUUGCCCAGCAUUUCCGAGACAAGAAAUUAUCGAGUGGACAGCAACAGCAGUUUGACAUUGUCAAAGGCAAAGGAAAGGGAUUAAUUUUGCUUCUUCAUGGCGCGCCCGGAGUGGGUAAAACCUCGACUGCAGAGGGAAUAGCAGAACUUUUUAAGAAGCCGCUGUUUCAAAUUACGUGCGGUGAUCUCGGUACAACGGCAGCAGAAGUCGAAAAAGCUCUGGAAACUAAUUUCGCACUGGCAAAUCGAUGGGAUUGUAUCCUUCUUCUCGAUGAGGCAGAUGUAUUCUUAGCUGCAAGAACGAAAGAAGACUUUGUACGGAAUGGACUUGUAGCGGUUUUCUUGCGUGUUAUGGAGUAUUAUGCCGGAAUUCUCUUUUUGACCACCAACCGCGUUGGAGACUUUGACGAAGCCUUUACGUCUCGAAUUCACAUCAGCUUAUACUACCCAGAGUUGGAUGCUGGCAAAACUCUCGAAGUCUUUGACAACAACUUGGCCAUGAUUGAAGACAGGUUCGCUAAGAAAAACCGACUUAUCAAUAUUGAGAACACAAAGAUUCGCGGAUUCGCUGCCACCCAUUUCCUCCAGCACAAGGAAGCUCGCUGGAACGGCCGCCAGAUCCGCAACGCUUGUCAGACAGCGCUGGCCUUGGCCGAGUAUGAAGCCCAGGGCAACAGUCAUGAGGCUAUUCUGAAGCCCGAUGCCCUUGUUAAUCUCAACGAAAGACAUUUCGAAAUUGUACAGAAUGCAUACCUCGAGUUUGCCGAUUACAUGAACAAGCUAUACGGUAUUGGCGCAGCACAGCGGGCCAAGGAAGGUCGACUACGAGCUGUCUGGAUCGACGAGAACAACAAUAUUGUAGACACUUCUGGGGCAAACAAUCGAGGGCAAGACAAGAAGAAAGCCUUUCUCAAUUCAACACAAGUGCAACUACCACAGCAACAGACGUUUAUGCAGAAUUCAUCUCCACAGCCACAGCAAUACAUCCUACAACAACAGCCCCAGUACUCUCAGAAUUUCCAACAGCACCAGGAUCUGCAGCAGCAGCAGCAGCAGCAGCAACAGCAACAACUGUUUCAGCAAUUUGGCCUGCCACAGCAACAAUAUCAGCACCAGAACAUUGUUUCCCCGCAGCCUGUCUACCCUAACUCGAAUCAAAUGCAGAUGCAAAUGCAGUUGCCAAACGUUCCCAUCAACCAGCAGCAAUGGAACAAUAGAGUCGACAAUACAAGCAAUCCCGCGUUCCAGAGUCCUACGUUAGUGCAGGACCCCAUGCAGAUUCCGCGGUCCAUAGCACAACAGCCGCCUUUGUCGCUAUCACCACCGGCAGUGCAGCAGCCGCAGCAGCAAUCAAUUGCACAACAACUUGGCCAAGGCAUCCAGAGCAUGUACACAGCUUCAUCUACUCAGUAA